AAGUCCAGUGUUUCCUUUGUUUGUGCUCUCUCCUCGGAGGCACCAGCUCAAGCUGUUUCUGUGUUACUACGCUUUAUGGAACUAGACUUUUGAGACUUUGCUAAGGGAAACCCAGAGUCGAGCCGGCAGUUGCUGUACCAGCUGUCCCCACUGUGCAGGAUUUCUCCCACCCCUGCUGAUUGUGCGUCCAGUGUUUGACCAAGCUUUAUAGCCAACUGCAACAAAAGCAUUCUGUGAUGGCACUGGGACCUGAACGCUCAACUGUGGUUCCUUUAAGACAGGUGGAUUCAGGCAGACUUCAGGAACUGGCUAAUCUCGGCCAGGACUCAGGAGUGAUGUCGCAACAACUCCUCUACCGUGCACUGGUGUCUGCAAAAUGGCUUUCAGAAGCCAUCAAGUCCCAGCAAGCUGGGCUGGCCUUGAGAAUCGUGGAUGCAUCCUGGUAUUUGCCGAAGAUGAAGCGUGACCCAAAGAGGGAGUUUGAAGAGCGCCACAUCCCUGGUGCAGUUUUCUUCGACAUUGACCAGUGCAGUGACCGAACCUCACCUUACGAUCACAUGUUGCCCAAGGCUAGUGACUUUGCCGAGUAUGUGGGGAAGCUGGGUGUGGGGAAUGAUUCCCAUGUUGUGGUGUAUGAUGGCAGCGACCAAGGUCUCUUCUCAGCGCCCCGGGUGUGGUGGAUGUUCCGGGUCUUUGGUCAUGAAGCUGUUUCCCUUCUGGAUGGUGGCCUGAAGAACUGGCAGCGAGAGGGGCAUGCGCUGAGCUCUGGGAAAACCCAGGUAGCUCCAUGCGAGUUCCAUGCCUCCUUGGACAAGUCCCUGGUGAAAACAUAUGAGGAUGUCUUAGAUAAUUUGGAUUCUCGUCGCUUCCAACUAGUAGAUGCCCGUGCUGCAGGACGGUUCCGAGGAGUAGAGCCAGAGCCCCGAGAUGGAAUUGAGCCUGGUCAUGUCCCUGGGUCAACGAGCAUCCCCUUCACUGAUUUCCUCACAGAGUCUGGCUUAGAGAAGACCCCUGAACAAAUCCGCACUCUGUUCCAGGAGAAGAAGGUGGACCUCUCGAAGCCGGUGGUAGCCACGUGUGGCUCUGGGGUCACUGCCUGCCACGUGGUUCUGGGGGCAUACCUCUGUGGCAAACCAGAUGUUGCAGUGUACGAUGGGGCCUGGGUGGAAUGGUACAUGCGGGCACAGCCGGAAAAUAUUAUUUCUGAGGGAAAGGGGAAGACUGUGUAAUAAGCUGCUUUGUCUCCCAACUGUACAGCUGAGAGCUGUUCUUGUGAUGCAGGCAAAGCACUGGGAAUAUUGUGAAGACCAAGACAAUGUUUUCAAAGCCUGGAGACUGCAAAAACCUAUUUUGAGCCAUAACAGAUGCUACUGGACAUAUGGAACAGCUGAGGGGACUUGCACCAGGACUAUAAAUGUUCUGCAGAUCUUUAUAUUCCUGACUCAGUGGGUGGGUUUCCUAUGGGAACUGAAAGCUGGGGAGAAGUUGGUAUAAUGCAAAUCAUUAAUGUUCAUUACUUUCCUGUGGAAAAUUUGCCACAGGGAAAUGGGAAUAGCAUAUCUUUGGUGGAAUAGGGCUCAUGGUGGCCAAAAAGUAGCCUAAAAAACGGCCAUGAUGUAGGAGAAAGGUCACACUGACCUGUGGCUAACUUGAGACUCGAGUUUUUACAGCUCUCUAUACAAAUUUGAGAAUUCCAGGCCAGCAUCUAAACUCUACUGGUUUAUUGGUAAAUUUUACUAUCUGCAAUACUUUUGUCCUGAAAGAGUUUUGGACUCUGUGAAAACAGUCUGGUCUGGUCAAAAGUAAUCCCACAGUCCCUUGUUCCUCACAUGUCUUCUUUGUCACCUGCCUUCCUCUCUCUUCCCUACUGCUGCCUAGCAGUCAGGUUGCACUAUUUCACACUUCAUUUCCCAGUAAACUUUUUGUUCCCUUGCAAACUUUUCCAGAUUCUAAAGCAGCCUUUCUUUACAGCACCACUGUCCCAACCCCUGCAUGAGCAAUGGUAAUUGCUGUUACCUACAGGGAUUUUUCAUGUUCCUCCCAUCUCUCCUGGUCCCAGCUUGCAACCAGGUGCUACAUGACCAUUCUCUCUCCUUCUCCUAGCACUCGUCCAGCAAAGGUGCCGAGUGAUGCACAGGUACACUCAGACUUUAAAGGUAUAUUGCUCACAGACCUCACGCAGCACAAGAAGCUGGAGGAAGAUUAGCUCGCCUGCAUGCCACAGGGCCUUUCUCCCUGCUCCAAUAUGCCUGGCUCAGCUAGCUGUUGAGCAAGACUCUGCUGUCUGCAAGUGAACUAUGUUCCUCCCACAUCCAAGUCCAGUGCAGGGAGUUUUCUGUGCCUGUUCAUGUUGGCUUAAUGGCAAAACGUCAGAGCAUUACUUGUCCUCCCCUCUCCGCUUCCUAUAGAAAAGAGAGUGGCACCAAUCCUACAUGGACAUGUUGACUAAUUCUUCCUGAUUUCUUCUUUGGUUCCUCAUGCCACAUAAUCCCAGAUAUGUAUUCCCAACCUGCCAGAGUGGUGACACUGUCCAUACCAACACAUGGCGAUCCCUGCUCCCACUGCUGCUCCACAAUACGACAAUUCCCUAAGAGCAGCUCCACAACGUCAAUGAUGCAUCAUAUGCCAUGGACACAGCUGACUUGUCAGGCUGCAAUGGAAGUACGGAGCGCUGCAGUGUAUGUAGCUUUCUGCAGGAUUGCACUGCAGGCCUGCUUGCUGCUGAAACUCUCAGUUUACCCUCUACUCUGUUCUCUUCUGCUCUUGUUCAGUCCAGUAUUCAAUGGCUGUCAAGUUUUUCCUGCUCCCAGUCUGUCCGUGCAAUGGUCCCUGUGAUUUCACUGGGUACUUAGCAGGGCUGUACAGUGUUACACAAUCAUACAGCCCCAUGUAAGCUCCUGCUUGCUCUUUUCUCUCUGUUUCUGUGAUGUGUUUUAUAUAUAGUUAUCAUCAAAGCAGGAGGAACAGCCGUAGUAUCAUAAAACAUUCAGGCUGGAAAAGACCUCCAAGAUCAUUGAGUCCAACCUUUGACUGAACACCACCGAUUAUUUAAACUUACCUCUCCUCUGUUCUAUUGCUUGAUUUUAAUGGACCUUAACAAGGGCACGCUAGUUGCAUCUCAGAACUAUGUCUGGUGAUGACGUGCAAUCAGGUCUGUAUUUAGCCCACACCACCAACUCAUCAGAGCAUUUCAGUGGGUAACUCACCACAGACUGGCUUCUCCCUAAAUAGGACUUCCACAUACUGUGGGAAAAUCCCUGCCCUAGUGAGUUUCCAAUAAAUUUUGUGCUGUAUGUUGCAGAAGA
Molecule: messenger RNA, 3305 nt
Organism: Neopelma chrysocephalum (saffron-crested tyrant-manakin)
Lineage: Eukaryota; Metazoa; Chordata; Aves; Passeriformes; Pipridae
Gene: MPST
Product: mercaptopyruvate sulfurtransferase
Exons: 6
Coding region: 237-1229 (330 amino acids)
Biological process (GO): transsulfuration
Cellular component (GO): mitochondrion
Molecular function (GO): thiosulfate-cyanide sulfurtransferase activity
Source: RefSeq, a predicted model, not a curated record